AUGGACGUUGAGGCAGCCCUGCUGAGAAUCACAGGCCAAAAAGAGCCUCUGAGACAGUCACAGUCUGCUGGCCAGGGCAUCUGUGAAGCUGAAUCAAGGGAAAUUUUGUCUGAUUGUGCAUCUGUGGAUAAGGAUACAGAGACAGAGAUAGAACAAAAAGUCAUGUCCAUAAAAAAAGAGAUCAAAGAUGAGAAAGAUGAUGUGGAUUUGGGACCAUAUGCUGCAGAGACAGAGUUUAUGCCACAGAUUGAUCAACAAGAAAAAGGACAAGAAGUAGAAAGUAACAGCAGUGAGAGCACCGACUCCACCAGCAAGAGUGACCUGAGUGAGAUGAAUAGCCAGCAGCUCCAAGGCCACCUCUCUUUGGCCCAAAGCCAGCAGUUUCUACGGGAAGAGGAGCUACGGGCACGCCAGCAGAGAUCCACCACUGGCGUAACAUAUACAGAUCCUGUUGGCAGCAGAGGUGGUUGCUACUCCACCAUCAGAGAGACAUUCUUGAUAUCAAGCAAUCAGCUGUUCAUUUCAGACAAGUGUUGCAAAAGCAGACUGCCAAAGAAACAGCAGGAUACCAAACCAAAGAACAAUGCCCAGAAUAUGCCCCUGGCUCAGCUGGCACUGCAAGUUGACACGAUAUCUGGGGAGUGGCAGCAGCAUCUCACAGGGGACCUAAAGGAGGAAAGGCUACUGUUCCUCUGGCUGCUUGCUUCCAACCGAGCCCCUUGUGAUGGCAGUAUGCCAGUCAUGAACAGGUCAGGCUUAUUAAGUAAGGCAGGUUUGAUGAGGCUGUUGUCUUCAGAUGAAGUGUGGAGUUUAGGACGGAAGAGAAACCAAGUGGAACUCGUCCCAGCAGAGCAGAACAUUCUACAAAUCUCAGAAUCACAUCAUCCUCCAUCCAGUCCCUCUCACAGGUAUAGCCGACAAAACCAAGCUCUUCUUCGCCUUAUAAGUCCAGAAAGAAUAGUCAAGACGGACAGUGGGAACACUCCAUGCCAGCAAGACUCUGUGAAGACUUUGAAACCAGGAUCUAAAACUGAUGAACAAGAGACUCAUCUCAAGGUACAAGGAUUUUAUGAGGAUGCCUGCACACCCAAGUUUAAUGAGGCCUGCAAUGAAGAAGUGCUGGCAAUACUACAACACCCAACUGAAAGACCCCUGAAGCCUGUAUUGAAAAUAAAACAUUUACCAUUCGGCCAUGAGUUUGAUUCAGAUUCAGAAAGGACCACUAUAGAGUCUAGUUUGUCAUCUGACACAAAAGAGGAUCUGCUAUUUGACUCUAAGAGUGGCCAUUUUAAACUUAAAGGGCAAGAUAACAUAAAGAAGACAAGUGUAGUUCAUGGCAGUCCAACACCAAAAAUCACCGCUCUUAAUGUGCAGAACAAUCAGACAUUGCAAAGUGUACUGUCAUUAAACAACAACCUCUGUGACAAGGAUGCUGGGGGGCAGUGGAAAUUUUCAUUUUCAAACCCUAAAACCAAUAAAACUUGUACAGACCAUGAGUUUCUUGAAGAAAAAACUCUUGCAAGUUUAAAUGAGACAGUCACAGACAACCCAUUAAUUGAAAACCUGAUCCUGGAAGCAGGAAGUGCUGAUUUAAGACAGACUCAGGAUAGUCCAUCUUGUGAUACAUUUUUCAGCAUCAGCUUUAUUUGA
Myxocyprinus asiaticus (Chinese sucker) is the source of this 1650-nucleotide messenger RNA. RefSeq lists its product as uncharacterized. NCBI's taxonomy places the organism in Eukaryota, Metazoa, Chordata, Actinopteri, Cypriniformes, Catostomidae. The transcript is spliced from 8 exons. The record is from RefSeq and is a predicted model, not a curated record. The coding region runs from base 1 to 1650 and encodes 549 amino acids.